This is a messenger RNA of Labrus bergylta (ballan wrasse), 2865 nucleotides long. RefSeq names its product F-box and WD repeat domain containing 10 (gene fbxw10). The record is from RefSeq and is a predicted model, not a curated record. Gene Ontology annotation, molecular function: protein binding. Lineage: Eukaryota; Metazoa; Chordata; Actinopteri; Labriformes; Labridae.
UGUUGCCUGGCGACGACGUAAUGCAUCAACAGUACUACUAACUUUCUCUGUUAACUGUGAGGAUCGAAAUGAAGUCCGUUAAAAUCGGUGUUAAUGUCUCGGACGGUGAAACGGUCGCAGGAUGUGUCAGUAUGUGCGGGAUGUGUCCAUGUUGCGCGUUUGCCGCAAAACCACCGGGUUUGAUUCGGUGUUUGUGGAAGGUGUCGGAUGAAUUCAAGAGGAGAUUCCUAAUGGACCUGCUGUUACGAUGCAGAAACAUCAAAAUACUCGAGGGCAUCCAGAGGGUGCUGAGUGUGACUUCAUGGACUUUAUUCACUUACACCAGGAGCCCAACUUCACCUCAACAUAAGGACCGAGCACCGACUGGGAAACCAUUUGGACUGGACUUGAAAAAGAUCUGGGACUGGUUCAACAGCAGCACAGAGUGGUUGAAAUUACUCUACCUUUGCCGUCUUUUUUCAUUUUGUGACUCGGAACUGUUAUGCAUGGUUGCCAACUUAACCAGGGUGCUUCUAGUCCGACAGAAACGAGGAUUUCUGCAAUGUAAUGCGAGCGACUUCAAUGUGAUUCGAAAUAAUGAGGAUGGAGACUCAGAGGACCCGGCUCUUAUGGUGGUUCCUGGAUCCUUAAAGUCUGUGUCUGGAGUCAGCAGAUACAGAGACUUCAUAAGCUGCCUACAUGUUAAUCUAUCAAAGAGGAUAUUAGGUCUGUUGGACGAGCACACUCUAGGACUAUGUCAGAAAGUUUGCCGAUACUGGCAGCACCUCGCACAGGAAACACUGGAGGAGAUGAAAUUGGCGAGGACAUUUCAGGAUAAAAUGAAGGCCAUGAUGCAGAGGAGCAAAACCAUGAAUAAAGUCAGUCCUACGUAUGCCAAGACUGUUGAAGUCCCCGUUCCUGUCAGGGAAGAUGAAGGGGAUAUUCCACCUCGUGUCUCAAAGGUCAAGCUGUUUGAAGCUGCUUAUGCGCCGAUCAAAACCAAGACGGUGCAAAUGGAGGAGAGAAAUGUUUAUUGCAGUGCAUAUUUCACCACCGUGCUGGUCGACAAAGUAGACCCCAGUCGCGUGCUGGACUACAGAGGCGGAUCGUUCAUGGCCGUGGGCUCCAAGGAUCGUGUGGUGAAUCUGCUUUAUGUGACGUCACGAGCGAAAUCAGUGUCGGUGCUGAAGGGCCACGUUGGCAGCAUCCGGGUGGUGCUUCUCUGUGAGGAACGAGACCUGCUGAUAAGUGGAAGCUGCGACUCAAGCAUCAGGUGUUGGAAUUUGAAGACGGACUCUUGUGUGAUGAUGCUGUACGGUCACACUGGAACGGUGAACUGUCUGGACGUCUACGCUGAUCGACUCGUCUCAGGAGCCAAAGACUGUGUGGUUAAAGUGUGGAGUCUGCAAACAGGGAAGCAGUUUGAGGAUUUGAAUUUCAAGCACCCGUGUCCCAUCCAGUGUGUCAAGAUCAACAGAACGACGGUGUACAGCGGCUGUAACCGAGGAAUCAUCAAAGUAUGGAACAUGGAGACUGCUGCUCUGAUCCGGGUGAUUGAUGCCCACAAGAAUUCAGUGAAGUGUCUGUUCCUUGAUGAGUGGCACCUUUUAUCGGCCGACUCUAAGGGUCAGGUCAAGGCCUGGAGCACCAACUGUGAUGUCAAAGAGUGUCUGAUGACCUUCAACCACCCAAAGGAGGUUAAGUCUAUGACUCUGAUGUACCUGCGUGUCAUUACUGGCUGUGCCGAUGGAAGGAUUCGAGUGUUAAAUUUCCUCACCGGAGAUUGUGUGAGAGAAAUCAAAGCAGAGGCAGAAACAGGACGAAUACUGUCGCUACAUUUCCAUGACAACAGUAUUUUAGUGAACUCAUCAACGAGUGUGAUGCGCUACCAGUUUGCCAAGGUGUUCUGGGAUUACACAGAGUCAACAGAGAGCGGUAGAGAAGAUGUGGUGGCUCAGGAUCACACCAAAAAGGUGGCUUCAAUCGGCUCAAAGAUGCUCAACUUCAACAUCAAGAAACCAGAGAGGUCUGAGCUGCUUCACCACGCCUGCUGCUCGUCUAACCCGGGCAAAGAGCGCAGUAAGAGUGCUCCAGAGUCGGUGAUGCGGAGCGAGAAGGCAGCGAGUGAACGGAUGAGGAAGAGAGGUCUUCAUCAUCCUCUCACACGUGAUUCCAUCCACCUCAGGGUCAAUGCCAUGCAGCGGGCGCGGUGCACCGACGAAGUGAGCGUCAACAUGGAGCGCAACGCCCGGCUCAGAGACUCCUGGGGUCCCGAAACGUCCAAGAGUCAGACGAGUCCGCCGGAGCUCCCGCAGGACGCUCAUCUCCGUAGGCCCAAAACCUGUGUUCCCAUUUUAAAGCCAGCUGUCAGUCAAAGUGUGACACGCCCAGUCCAAGGCAGAGUUCAGUGUCACAGCGCCGACACGCGCAGGCCAAUCAGGAGGCUGAGUGGGUUCAUUAAAAGUGCAGCAGAAGAACCGCGAGCUCCUGAGGGAGUUUUUACGACGAGGUCCUUUCCUCAUUCAGAACGCGACAUGAAAACUAGGACCAGCUUACCCAGGAUCAGCCCUGUGAGUCCAAUCAGAGAGCGGGGAGGAUUCAGGCUGAUCUCAGAGAAACAGCAGGAGGACUGCAUCCGAGCCAAGAGGAAACUCAUGAAGAGCUGUUAGCAAAAAACUGUAGAAAAUACAGUGAGGAAAGUGUGUCCGAUGGUUAAUAUUCUAUUUUUAGCAUUGAGAACUCUUGUCAUCUUUAUCCAUGGUUCCCCCAUUCUAAAUCUGGUGUUUUAUGAAAUGUCCACUAGGGGGCAGUGUUGUAUAAAAUGACUGCAGAUAAACCAGGAACCAGAGUUUAAAUGUAGGCGUCUGUAGCCUUCCAAUAACUUAU